This is a messenger RNA of Scatophagus argus, 725 nucleotides long. RefSeq names its product peptidylprolyl isomerase (cyclophilin)-like 1 (gene ppil1). The record is from RefSeq and is a predicted model, not a curated record. Gene Ontology annotation, cellular component: catalytic step 2 spliceosome. Lineage: Eukaryota; Metazoa; Chordata; Actinopteri; Scatophagidae. The transcript is spliced from 4 exons. Gene Ontology annotation, biological process: protein peptidyl-prolyl isomerization; protein folding. The coding region runs from base 158 to 658 and encodes 166 amino acids. Gene Ontology annotation, molecular function: peptidyl-prolyl cis-trans isomerase activity.
GCAUGCAGGAAAUGAACAACAACCACAGAAGAAGAAACUCCCUCUUAGAAAGAAUUUCAAAUGAAUUGAAUGAAUGUGUUCGGAUGAUAGCUUGCUUUUUUCAAAUAUCCCAACUCAUCUGUUUUACGACAAUUGAAGAUUACUGUUUGGAGUGAUUAUGUCAGGGAUACCUCCAGAUACAUGGCAGCCGCCAAAAGUGUCUCUGGAAACGACGAUGGGGACGGUUGUGGUUGAACUGUACUGGAAUCAUGCACCAAACACCUGCAAGAAUUUUGCAGAGCUGGCCAGAAGAGGCUACUACAACAACACAAAGUUUCACCGAAUUAUCAAAGACUUCAUGGUGCAGGGAGGAGACCCUACAGGAACAGGUCGCGGUGGUGCCUCCAUAUUUGGCAAACAGUUUGAAGAUGAGCUACAUCCAGAACUGAAAUUCACAGGUGCUGGUAUUCUGGCGAUGGCCAAUGCAGGACCAGACACAAACGGAAGCCAGUUCUUCCUCACUCUUGGACCCACUCAGUGGUUAGAUGGAAAGCAUAGCAUCUUUGGAAGAGUUUUCCAGGGGAUGGGAGUCGUGAAUCGGAUUGGGAUGGUAGAAACAAACAGUCAAGAUCGGCCAGUCGAUGAUAUCAAAAUCAUCAGAGCCAAUGUACUCAGUUAAAAAAACAGAGAUAUUUUUGUUUACCCCCCCUCCUUUUUUUAAAAUAAAUGUUUGUUAAAUUUUUCAA